This is a messenger RNA of Manis javanica (Malayan pangolin), 3630 nucleotides long. RefSeq names its product interferon-inducible GTPase 5. The record is from RefSeq and is a predicted model, not a curated record. Gene Ontology annotation, molecular function: GTP binding. Lineage: Eukaryota; Metazoa; Chordata; Mammalia; Pholidota; Manidae. Gene Ontology annotation, cellular component: membrane.
UAUGGUAGCUUUUAUUCUCAUCUUACACGAGGAAAGUGAGGCGCAGAGGUAAUGUGCCCCAAGUCGUGCAGUGAGUAUGUGGCACAGGCAGGAUCUCACCCCAGGGCCUGGGUCCCCUUCUCCACCACCUAUGCUCCUCUCUGCUUGCGCCCAGUAUAAAAUGAAAAUGCAGGGCCCCUGGCUCAAAUAUUAAAAAUCGCAGUCAGCAUCAGUGGAGCAUUCAACCAAGAGCUGGGCCUUGUAAGUGUGGGGCCCGUGUGGCUGCAUGGGUCACAAGCUGCCCAUAAAAUGGCCCCUGUUCCUUGGUUAUCCCGAAGGCUCCUCAGGAGGCAGGUCAGUCAGUGUUAUACAGAGAAGCAAACAGGCUCAGAGAGGUGCCUCAUUCUGCCCCGGGUCACACAGCAAGUUAGUGGCAGAGACAGGAUGUGAACCUGGGCUUGAGAGACUUCAAAGCCCCUGCCCCAGAUUUUUGAGGAGAGGGCUGUGGGGUUCCCAAGGAACUUCCUCCAUGUCCUGGUGUCUGUCUCUCCCUGCCACCAAGGCCCAGGAGGUGUGAAGGGCUCCCUUCUCCCGGACACAGACGCUGAGGAUUGCCGUCCUGUGACCCACCCCCAUCCCCUGUGCCCUCUGAACCACUGCUCACCAUGGCUACUUCCAAGUUGCCAGUGGUGCUUGGGGAGACCACCAUCCUCAUGGCCAAGGAAGAGCUGGACGCCCUGCGCACUGCCUUCGAGUCGGGCGACAUUCCCCAGGCCGCCUCUCGCCUCCGGAAGCUGCUGACCUCCUCCGAGAGCAUCCGCCUGGAGGCGGGCAUCACAGGCGAGUCGGGAGCUGGCAAGUCAUCCCUCAUCAAUGCCCUUUGUGGCCUGGGGGCCGGACCCGGCGCAGCUCUCACCAGUGUCACUGAGACCACAGUGCACCCCUCAUCCUAACCACACCCACAGUUACCUGACGUGACGUGGGACCUGCCGGGGGCCGGCUCUCCAGGCUGCCCAGCUGACAAGUACCUGAAGCAGCUGGACUUCGGCCGCUAUGACUUCUUCCUGCUGGUCUCGCCCCGCCGCUGUGGGGCCGUGGAGACCCGCUUGGCAUCCGAGAUCCUGCGCCAGGGCAAGAAGUUCUACUUUGUGUGCACCAAGGUGGAUGAGGACCUGGCCGCCACACACACCCAGCGGCCCUUGGGCUUCAGUGAGGCCGCAGUCCUGCAGGAUCGUGACCACUGUGCUGAGCGGCUGCAGGCGGCUGCUGUGACCGACCCCCGCAUCUUCUCCGUGUCCAACCUCCCACUGGCCCACUAGGACUUUCCACUGCUUGUGUCCACCUGGGAGCACGACUUGCCCACCCAUCGGCGCCUCGCUGGCCUGCGGUCACAGCCCGAUAUCUCGCUGGAGGCCCUGCAGGAGGAGGACAUGCUCCAGGACCAGGUGCUUAGGACGGCCCUGACGUUGGGUGUCAUCCAGGCCCCAUCCGUGCCAGGGCGCGCCACCUGCGAUGACGUCCUGCUCCUCCACUUGCUGCGUAGCUAAAACCACAGCUUUGGCUUGGACGACAACUUGCUGGCCAAGCUGAGCGAGCAGGUGGGCAAACAGGCAGGGGACCUGCGCUUGGUCAUCUGCUCCCCGCUGGCUAAUGAGGUCUCGCCUGAAACUGUCCUGCGGCUCUACUCACCGUCAUCUGAUGGCGCCAUGCGGGGGGCCCGUGCCUUUGAGAAGGGCAUCCCUGCGUUCGAUACACUGGUGGCCAGUGGCAUCAGCUUUGGCACCGUCUGCACCCUGCUCCAGGGCUGCCUCAGCGAGAUGGCUGAGGAUGCCCAGCGGGUCUGCAUCCGGGCCCUGGAGGAGGACUUGGGGGCGGUUGGUGACGAUGGCGGUGAGAGGCAGGAGUCCGCAGAGGGUGCUGGCCAGGAAGCCCCACUCUCGGCCCUCCCAAAGCUCCGUCUCUUUCUCAGGUACAUUCUCGACAGCUGGAGGAAGCUGGCCGAGAAGUGAAAUUGCAGCCCCCAAACCCCACCUCACCCACAAACUGAGCCUUAACAAAACCAACCAACCAACCAAAAUCGGCCAAUGUGGUGAAAAUGAGAGCUGCCAUUGCUGGUGGGGGUGAGGGGCGGGGGUGGGGGGUCUGACAGAGCAACGCGUUUGCCAUCGGGGCAGGGCAGGGGCGGGGUGUGGAGGGGCCUCAGGGAGGCUGGUGGGCCCGUGUGGAAGAGAAAAACACUGAACUGGGGUGGGAACUGAUCUUGCAGAGGUGGUUCAAGACGCGGAUGGUGGGCCAAGGGCUCCUCGGUGGGAUCUCUGUCUCUGGUGCCCAAGGGGCCAAGGCGGGUGUGUGAGGAAGCGGAACAGCCCAGCCUGGGUCUAGGACAGGAGGCCGUCUGUCAGCUCCCAAGGGUGGUGAGUGGGGACUGGGGAUGCUAAGGUACUUAUUUUAGUUGCAAUCUCAUGUCCUUUUCUGAGAACCCCAGUGUCCCAAAGGCCUCCUCUGGAGGUGGGAGGGGCAGCCAAUCGGCGCCCUGGAUCAGCACAAAGGUGCUUGGCUACCGUGUUAAACAGGGCAGGUGACACGGGGCCUCCUGAGCCAGCCCUGCUGCCGGUGCAUGAUGGUAGGUGUGGUGGCAGGGAGAGGGGAGGCCAGGUGGCCCUGGGCUGGCCUCCACGCUGAGCCUGGGCAGGCAGAACCUGAGCAGGGUGGUGAGAGGGCGGGUGGGCUGUCUCUCUGAGCAUCGAAGGAGACAGGAGGCAGAGGACACAACGCGCCACCCAGACAGUCUUUUCCGAAAGGCUGUGUCUAAGCGUGAGUGUGUGUGGCGAUAAGCUUUCUAGUGUGUCUGUGACUGGAAGGAAUCUUGGCUAGUCUGUGAUUUUGAUGUUGUGGGUCUAAGGCGGAGAGUAGUUUGCACAUGGGGGUUGCUAGCUGUUUCUGCACAGUUGUGUGUGUGUGCACACAUGCGUGAAUACUGGGAUGUGCUGAAACGCUGUGGGUCUGAGUGGGGGUGACUGUGUUGGGUUUCUGAAUGCUGCAUGUGGCUGUGAGUGACACAGGGUAUGUGCAUACAGGUAUGUGUGCUUGGCCGGGGCGUCCCUGGAAAACCAAGUGCCUCAGCACUGCCUGUCGCUCUGGGCUCAGCUCUUCUGCGGAAAUGCAAAAGUGAAUGUGACACCCUCAAGUCUAAACUCACACACCAAGUCAAGGGUCACAUGUUUUAACUAAAGAACUACCAGAUGGGGGCUUUGGACAGAACGGGUUGCCCCAGUGGCUUCUGUGGGCUUGGACAAGGGACAGGGAAGGAUCGGAUUUAGGUGCAAAGAAAGGUGAGAUUCCAGGAAUUCAGAAGGUGGCACUGGAGGCCGUGUGCAAGGCCUGUGGCAGAGUGAGGACUCGGGCUGGGUUGGUGGCUCACCCAGGUGUGCAAAUAGCCACUGCGGAUUCUCCGGAAUCUGGUGACGGUUUGGGCCCCCAGUUAGUUCUGACCCUGGGAGCCAGUUCCAGACUAAGAGGGUCCACCUCUACCUGGAGGAGUAAAGGGGCACUGAGUCUCUGCUGAAGGGCUCUUGCUUUGCAAAACAAUUCCUCUCUUCCUGGAAGGCAUCCCCAUAGGCUCUGCCAGGACUCCUUUGGGGUUCACACUGA